CUGUUUGAUGUGAGUAACGACAACACCUACAAACCCGACCGCAACAAAGGGCACCAGCCCAGUGACAGUGAUGAGAUGAACCAGAACACUGACUACAGCGGGACCACAGAGGAGGUGGGCACCAUCGCGGGGAUUGCUAGCGCGGUGGUCAUGGCCCUGGUGGGGGCCGUCACCAGCUACAUCUCCUACCAGAAGAAGAAGCUGUGCUUCAGCAUACAGCAGAGCCUGAACGUGGACAUGGUGAGCUCUGAGAACCCGGAGGCCAUGGUGGCUACAGAACCACAAGUCCAGCAGACCCUCCUGGAGCCCAAAGCCGAGCAUCCUGCUGAAGCUAAAGCUGUGUAGCAGCCACUCACCGGUCACCAGCAAACCACCCGGCUGGACACCAUGGGAAUCUCAUUAUUUAUGUAUUUAUUUAUUUUAUUUAUUUGAGGGUGCAUUGCAGAAAUGAGAAACAUCUUUUCAAUGAACUCCAACACUGACACGUUUCCAUCUUUUCAAUGUUGUUUGAAUUGUUUUGGUCAUAAACUGAUACUUUCCAGUUAAUCAGCAGAGGGAAAUUUUUGCCAAAGAAAAAAUAGUGCUUAAAUAUGACAAAACUCACUAUCAGUGAGAAUUUCUGACUUUUUAAAAUGUAGACGCAAACAUGUAAAUCCUUGCUUUAAAACGCUUAAAAUGACCAUUAGUGUUAGUAUAGACUAGGAAAUGCUAAUAUAAUACAGGAAUGUAAGAUGCCUUCUUUUCCCUUUAGGUCACCCCACCUUCUUUUAUAUCACGACCCGUUUUGAGGCAUUGGUGCCACUUCUACACACUGCCCUCAUUUUCUUUACAUUUACAUAAAAUUCAGUUGAUUUUCAGUGAUUUUUUUUAAUCCACUGUGGUUUUAACCGUUAAAUUUGUGAGCCUCAGACAUAAAUGUUCCAUUUAACCACACUACUGUAAUCUUUAGACUGUUGAGCACAGAUGAAUGUAAGCCAACCAAUGCUAACCAAUUUAAAAAGAAAAACACACACAGGCCACGCUUAUCUACAGGCCCAGGUGUCCAACAAGACAUAUUUACACAAAAAUAUAUUUUAAACCCUGAAUUAAACAUGAACCGGAAACAUGCACCAUAGUGUAAAUGCUUUUUUCUGACCUGUUCAUUUCACUGGUCUGAUGUGAUGAAACCCAUAGAAAUCCACAGAAAGUAGAAGUUCAGAGACCGGGAAAGAUGGAAAUCAAUUUUAAAAAUGUAAUUUUAUUUCAUUUACUGGUAUCUUUGGGAACUCGUGAAUUUGAUAAAUGAGAAAAUCCAAUAAGAAAUUAAAUGAAGCAAUAUUCUCCAGACUUGUUUAACAUCAUGAGUUCUUUUGAAUCUCAAAAAGAUUUAAUAUGGAAAAAUGAAUCCACUUUUGUGGUCAAAUGUGUUCAUUUGUCUGUGGAUCUAUUAACAACUUCAUAUCAGCAUCUCCUGAAAGACACAAACUUUAUAUAUUGACCUACUUAUGGCUUCACUCUGUAAGAAAACUUGCAUGGGAAUUAGAGUUACUGUAGUUCUGCUGCUACACACCCAGCCCAUUUAACGGAAAAUGUUGCCUUACUCAUAUUUGUAUGUCAGAAAUGUUUCUGUCUACUAGAAUCAGCAACCUUUUUAUUCAAACAAAACAGCCAAAUACAUAAAAAAUGUUGGAAUUACAAUAAAUGAUAUGGAAAUGAGUUAACUAAGUGAUUGAGGAAAGAAAAAUGACUUUUGAUUUCAGCUGAUAGGCGUUUACUUCCAAACCUGUACUGUCAGAGAGAGAGAAAUCUGCUCAAAUACGAUAGGAAACAUUACAUAGUUGAGAUUUCUCUCAGUGAAAAAAGCUUUAAAAAUUAAAUAGUUUUAAUGUGAAGUUAUGGUCCAAGUUCUCUGAGUGAUCUGCCAAAUUUGUGCCAUGGGAGAUAGAUCACAGGUUUUUGAAUGUUUAGGAUAUGAGUGAUGUGUAGAAGAUGCUAGCCGCUGUAGUGGACUUUCAAAGCAAAAUACAUAUAGUUAAUCUCUCAGCAAACAACACACACCAAUUACUGUAAAUGAUCAAAUGCAACAUAUUUGCUAUUUCUGCUGUGACGGAUUAGUUUAGCUGUGUGUUUGACCUGCUUUUUAGAUACUGAGCUGAUGGAAUGAAUAGUUUCUGUUCCUAGUGCGUUUGAUUUUUACACCAGUGGGCCAAAAAAUGCCUGAUCGCUUUGAAAAAAUGCUUAAUGGGUCUUUAGCAAACUCUUUCCAAAGGCAUUGCUUAUUUUAUACUGGUACUAAACCACUCUGCUUCUAAAUGCUUCUCCUAGGUAAAAUGUGCUCCUGUCCAGCCUGCCCUCAGGUCAGUCCUCUGUCCGUAGGACCGGGUCAGGUGGACAGUGUCAGUGUGCUGCCCUGCUAAGAUUCUGGGCUAAACAGUCACACAGUUUCGGUUGAGAGCUGCGUUGGUGGUCUCCGACAUCCACACACACUCAUCCACCCCUGCUCUGGUGCUCUGUUCCACUUUGAAGAACACUUUUCUCAACACACUGUACUAUGUAGCUGAAACUGUAUUUUUAAAAGCCAAUGCUUGACUGUAAUCAGAGUGCAAUGACCUGCCUUCUGUUAGCAAACUGUGUUUGUGUGUCGGACGUUGUGUCUAAUAUGAGCCAGUCUAAUAAACAAUACAACCUGGCAUGCUGG
Messenger RNA from Menidia menidia (Atlantic silverside), 2677 nucleotides. The record is from the annotation of a GenBank genome assembly. NCBI's taxonomy places the organism in Eukaryota, Metazoa, Chordata, Actinopteri, Atheriniformes, Atherinopsidae.